CACCCUUCCCCCACUUGGCAACCUCCUUGUAAGAGGCACCUGAGGUCUUGCGUACACCCCGGAAUUGUUUCCUGUACGCCUCGGGGGUCAGUUCCAGCUUCAGCAGCAAAGCCUGUUUGAACAGGUCGUAGUCCCCCGUCUCAACACCAUCCAUUUGGCUGAACACCUCUAUGGCCUUGGGACCCAGCAGGGAGUCCACUCGCUCUGGAAACCCAGGGCCUCUGCCCCCCGAAGGGGUUGAUGCAACCCUGUUCUCUAGCCCAGAGUCUCAGCCAGCGUAAAACAGGAGGGUUUAUUGACCAUGGAACACAGCACAAGAAACUCUAUGACCCUCAGGCCUGGCCUCCCUCAUCCCAGCACAUUCCCCAUCUUCCCUGCAUCCAUUUCGGCCCUGCCUGCCUCCUCUCUCCAGCCCCAAGACCCCCUGCUUCCUAGCUGGGCAUAUGAUACCACCAGCCCCAGGAAUCGCCUCUGUCCAUUGUCUUCUCUCCAGGAAAACAGGGUCACCUGGGCCUCCUCUCCCCUCUUCUGUCUUCUGGCCCCUCUGGCUGGAACCUGCUGGUCAGGUCACCGGGGUCCUCUCUCCGCAGCCCAUUGUCCUCCCACUGGCCAGAACUGGCUGUGACUCCUGAGCUGGGUCUCCGGAUCAUCAGGUCACCAGCUGCUGGGGUGUCCCUCCUCCCAGCCAUCAGCUGGAGUCCCAAGUUCCCUCUCUGGUCCUCUGUACCAACAAACUCCCUCUCCCCUCCCUCAUUAAACCAGUAACACCCAGGGACACUGUGUCCCACUCCCUCUGCAUGCAAACCAUUGGAAAACCACGAAAAUAAAAAAAUUGUCUACUUUGUCACACACUUCCUCUCGCUGCACCAACAGUGGCCUCGUGUAGCCCCGGCUGCUGUCAGCAGAGGGGCAGGGCCGGGCACGGUGGAUGCAGCUUCCAGCCUCGGCCAGUUCAACCCAGUAUGGAGCUAACAGGUCUUCUCCCUGUGCUGGCCUGGCUGCAGAUCCUCCCCCGGCUGGUGUCGUCCAAGGGGACUGAGGGACCCAGUUCAUCUCCUGGUCCCCUGCUGCCCCCCACACUCUCUCUGGGCUCCCAGUACCCUGUUUAUUACCAAGGGGAGCAGGUUAAUCUCAGCUGCUCAGCUCCCCAUGGCGAGGCAGUGACAGGAUACAGAUUCUACAGGGGAAGAGGGGACCAGACCCCAGAGGAGCUCCCAUCUCCCAGCAGGGCAGCCUGGCUGGAGCUCAGAGCUGAGACAGGGAAUCAGGGACCCUACACCUGCCAGUACUGGAGAAAGGAGUCUGGGCAGGAGAUCCCAUCCGCUGAAAGUAACAAGGUCUAUAUAACCGUGCAAGCCCCCCCGGCAGCCCCCACACUCUCCCUGCACCCCGCACACCCACUCUAUCUCCCAGGGGAGCGUGUGACCCUCAGGUGCUCAGCUCCAGGUGGCGACAAGCUCCAGGGAUACAGGUUCUAUGAGGAACAGGAGGGGUUGAUCCAUGAUGAGGUCCCUGCCCCAGCUGGGGGCGCCAGGCUGGAGAUCGUGGCCAAGAUGGGGAAAGCCGGGGUGUAUACGUGUGCAUACUGGAUUCCGCGAUCCGGGCGACAUAUCCCGUCAGAGAGAAGCCAGCCAGUGUCUCUUUCAGUGCAAGCUCCCCCGGAAGCUCCAUCCCUCUUCCUGAGCCCCCCACACCCUGUGUACCUCCCCGGGGAGUCUGUCACACUCACGUGCUCCCCUCCACGGGGGGCGCCGGUGGCUGCCGAAUUCCAGUUCUCCAGGGAUGGGGGACAGAAGAUCUCAUCCAGGAGCAGGGAUGUCCACGCCCUGAGCAUCACGGGGCCAGAGGACUCUGGCUCAUACACCUGUGUGUACUGGAUACACCCAUUCGGGCGGAAGAUCCAGUCCCCGGGCAGUCGCCCCGUCUCCAUCGCUGUCACAGCCCCGCCGCCAGCCCCCAGGCUCUCGCUGGACACCCCGAACACCGUGUAUCUCGCAGGGGAACGGCUCAACCUCAGCUGCUCGGCUCCCGGGGCCCAGGAAGUGACAGGCUACAGAUUCUACAAGCGACCACCGGAGCAGAGCUCCGAAGAGCUGCCGUCACCCCAGAGGGGACCCCGGCUGGAGAUCCUGGCUGCGGUGGGGGACGAAGCAUCAUACACCUGCCAGUACUGGAGCAGGGAGUUUGGACGAGAGCUCCCCUCGGGGCUCAGCCAGCCCAUCGCCAUACGUGUGACGGAGCUGCCCUCUGCCCCCCAGCUCGCUCUGGCUCCCCCACACCCUGUGUACGUCCUAGGGGAGUGGGUGACCCUCAGGUGCUCGGCUCCCCAGGGCGAGGGGGUGACCAGAUACAGAUUCUACAGGCAACGAAGGGGGCUGAUCGCUGACGGGGUCCCUGAGCCGGCUGGAGGUGCCCAGCUGGAGCUCAGAGCUGAGAUGGGGAUGGCCGGGCUGUACGUCUGUGCGUACUGGACACUGCGUGCCGGGCGAGAGGUGCCAUCUGGGGAGAGCCGGCCCAUCUCCGUGUCUGUGAUAGAUCCCCCCAGGAAGCCCUCAGUGUCCCUGUCUCCAGACUAUCCGGCCUACGUGGCUGGAGACAGGGUGGAAAUUAACUGCUCGGCUCCCCCUGGUGCCCUCCCGGUGCAGUACGGGCUCUACGAGGGCAGGGAGCCGCUGGGACCCCUGCCGGGAAACGCUGGGAAUUGGUGGAUGGAUCUUCAAGCCAAUGGCGCCAGAAACGCCACCCGGUCCUUCUCCUGCACCUACAUAGAGCUGAUCCAGGGGAGGGAAGUGCCCUCCUGUGCCAGCGACGCCGUCUCCGUCUCCGUGUUUCCAGCACCGGCCGCCCCGUCCCUGCUGCUCAUCCCGCCCCUCCCGCUCUACGUGACGGGGGAGACAGUGACAGCCCAGUGCAUCGUCCCUGCUGGGCUCUAUGUCCCGCGGGCCCACUGGGUGCUGAGAGACGGGGAGGCACUUCGAGAGCAGCCAGAGCCCCAGCUCCCCCUGAACGUCUCCCGCAGGGACAGCGGGACCUACCGGUGUGGGUACAGCACAGAGCUCCAUGGGCGCCACCUCCGCUCACCCCCCAGCGACCCGCUGCCACUGAGCGUGACUGAUCCCCCUCCCCAGCCAGCGCUGAGCGUGGAUCUCCCAUCCCGAGUGGUGAGUGAAGGGCUCCCCCUGCUCAUCACCUGCAUGGCCCCCGGGGACGCCAGCGAGAGAAGGUUUCACUUCUACAAGGAUGGAGCUGAGCUCCCCCCUGGGGACACAGGGUCUGAGAUCAGCACCACAGAGCCCAGCACCGGCUUUAUGAACUUCUCUGUGCUCAGCAUCCUGCGAGCCGGUCCCAGCAACACCGGGGAAUUCAGCUGCGAGUACGAGGUGAACAUGAGCGGCAGGUGGAUCCCAUCCCCCAGGAGCCAGGCUGUGAACGUCACUGUGACAGCCUGGUCUCUGCCCAUCCCCCUGGUGGCUGGGUGCAGUGGGGCUGCCACGGCUCUGGCUCUGCUGCUGCUGCUCAUCCCCCUCUGCAGGAAGAAGGCGGCAGGUGCGUGAGGCUUAGGAUGGGGAAUGGGACCCAGGCGUCCGGGACGGCAGCACAGGGCAUUCACCCCUAGGGGGCACCGCAGCUCUCAGUGCCUGUGGGGAAUGGGACCCAGGCGUCCAGGACAGGAGUGUUCUCACCUUGGGGCGCCUUCAGCGCUCUCAGCCCGCACAAGGAAUGACAUGGGCUAGCAAGA
Molecule: messenger RNA, 3739 nt
Organism: Gopherus flavomarginatus (Mexican gopher tortoise)
Lineage: Eukaryota; Metazoa; Chordata; Testudines; Testudinidae
Product: Fc receptor-like protein 5
Exons: 10
Coding region: 963-3554 (863 amino acids)
Biological process (GO): cell surface receptor signaling pathway
Molecular function (GO): transmembrane signaling receptor activity
Source: RefSeq, a predicted model, not a curated record